Messenger RNA from Triticum aestivum (bread wheat), 1056 nucleotides. RefSeq names its product putative disease resistance protein RGA3. The record is from RefSeq and is a predicted model, not a curated record. Gene Ontology annotation, molecular function: ADP binding. NCBI's taxonomy places the organism in Eukaryota, Viridiplantae, Streptophyta, Magnoliopsida, Poales, Poaceae. The transcript has a single exon. The coding region runs from base 1 to 1056 and encodes 351 amino acids.
AUGCUGAGGAGCAGGCGACGGCCCACAGAGAAGGGGCGAAAGCCUUGCUACAGGAGCUCAAGACAUUCGCCUAUGAAGGCAAAUGAAGUCUUCGAUGAAUUCAAGUACGAAGCACUUCGCUGUGAAGCCAAGAAGAAUGGGCAUUAUACCAAGCUUGGCUUUGAUGUAAUCAAACUUUUCCCUACCCACAACUGUGUUGUGUUCCAUCAAAGAAUGGGUAGCGGGCUUUGCCAACCUGUGCAGGCCAUUGAUGUCCUCAUUGCGGAGAUGCGGGUCUUUGGGUUCAAGUACCAACCACAGCCACCAGUCUCCAAGCAGUGGAGGCAGACAGAUUAUGUUAUCAUGGACCCACAAGAAAUUGCUAGCAGAUCCAGAGACAAAGAUAAGAAGAAGAUUGUUGAUGUAUUACUUGGUCAAGCUACCAAUGCAGAUCUUGCAGUUGUUCCCAUCGUUGGAAUGGGGGGUCUUGGCAAGACCACAUUGGCACAACUCAUCUACAAUGAACCUAGAAUUCAGAGGCAUUUCGAGUUGCUGGUCUGGGUCUGUGUAUCUGAUACCUUUGAUGUGAACUCCCUAGCUAAGAGUAUAGUUGAAGCAUCUCCCAAUAAGAAUCAUGAUACAGAUAAACCAGCACUAGAUAGACUUCAACGGUUGGUCAACGGGCAGAGGUAUCUGCUUGUAUUGGAUGAUAUCUGGAAUAACAAAGAGUUUCAUAGGUGGGAAAUGCUGAAGGUCUGUCUUCGGCAUGGUGGCAUGGGUAGUGCAGUGUUGACAACAACUCGUGAUAAACGAGUUGCUGAAAUUAUGGGUGCAACAGACUACAAUCUCAAUGUUUUGGAGGAUUGCUUCAUAAAGAAAAUUAUUGAAGCUAGAGCAUUCAGUUCGGACAAAGGAAAGCCUGCUGAACUCGUCGAGAUGGUUGAUGAGAUUGUGAAGAGAUGUUUUGGCUGUCCAUUAGCUGCAACAGCACUUGGCUCUGUACUUGGUACCAAGACCAACGUGAAUGAAUGGAGAGUUGUAUCAACUAGAAGCAGCAUUUGUGCCGAGGAAACAUGA